AAACUUCUUUCCGCAUCGUAUUCCUAACAGCAAUUUUUGAUGCAUUCCAAAGCGCUCUCUCUAUUCGCCUAUUCCUGUUGCUAGCAGAUAACGUUACAGAGGACAGUACAGCCAUUUAUUUUGCAUCCUUUUUCUCAUCGUAGAUCUCACUCCAUCUUUCAUCACGAUUCCAUUUGGGAGAUCAGGAGAAAAUCAUUCGUUUUCUUUACUUCAGCAUCUCCAAUCUCACCCAACUUCAUAAGUUAAAAUCAUAAUUCACCGGCAUAAUGAAAAAUACUUCAUCACUCGUUUAAAGAAGGAAGAAGGAUCUGAAGGCGAAAAUCGUUCGUAUUGAUUAUUAGAUAGUGCGAAAUAGACUCUUGCCAAAAAGACUCACCUACCGGCCUCCUCAAUCCAAACACGCGCUGCUCCCUUGCGCCAUCGAGAAUUCUUGACAUCCAUCUUCAUCCCGAUACACAUUUGGAUUUGGGAUAUUCCAGACCUGCACAUGUUUUAUUAUUCACUCGACUAAAUCACUUCACCGGUACCUACCUUCAUUCGUUAUUUCCAAGGAAUAUCGGUACAUGGACUUCUAUACCGGCGCCACUUUGUUUUGACUUUGGUCGACCAAGGAACCACCCGCACCAUUAAACAGGGAUAAUACAGCAAUCCCUCGACUCUGCACAAAACAAAACAACUUUGACCACUGUUUGACCGCUAUCAAUGUAUGCUUCCCCAUAUUCCUAAUGCUCUUUCCAAGUUAUGCUUGCCCCUCACAGUCACUCUGAUUGAAAAGCUGCUCUGCCGAAACAGCAUUUGUUGUCGGCCAUCUAAUUUCUCCCGGGGAAUUUGAUUACCGCUGCUUCAUUCCUUCUAACCGCUCCCAUCAGUGACGGAGGCGCCGAAGUGAUUGUAGUUGGAGAUAUCCAUUUGCAUCUCACAAUUGAGUCACUGAUCACAUUUAUUAAUUAUACUGGAAUAGAAUCAUGUCUCCUCCUAGGCGGCCUGAUCAUGGUGAAUCAAAUAGAUCUCAACAUUAUCGAAGUCAUUCGCGGCGCGCACAAGUUCAAGAUGAAGAAACUGUCUAUUACACCCUACCAGCAGCUUCACCUACACAUGAAAGUCGACCUUCAAAAUCUUCUUUUUCUGAUACAGCAUCAUCGCCACUCACUCCAACAAUGUCUCGCGAUCCAAUUUCGCCAACGCGCACCACAGCACCGGCGACUGGGAUGUCGAGAAAACGAAGUCUCAUCCGCCCGGAACGUAACAGAAUCGAUGAAAACCAUCCCAAUUACCAUUAUCGCCAGCAUGCCGCCAACAUGGAUACUCAGCCUUCAACGACUGGCAACGAUCCAAUGAUGGAAGAUAUAGAGGCAGAUGCUGCAAACACAGAGACAUCAGGCCUGCGAACAUCGGGAGAAGCGGAAUCCGAUAUUACACCUCCGGUAAAACGUCCCAGACGCGGCCAUGGAGCUGGACCAGAAGACCUUGCUUCAAACGAAAAGGCAGGGUUUGCUUCAGAGUCUCGAGGGGGGAACAAGCUGAAGAGAGAGAGGGUGCAGAAGAUGUCGAAAGAAGAGAAAGCAAGGCAGAAGGCCCUCGAUACUGUGAAACCACCUAGUCUGUGGAAUGUUUAUUGUGCCAUUGUAACUUUCUGGUGUCCAGGUUUUGUUCUGAAGUGUUUUGGUUUUGGGUCCAAGGCACAGCAAAGAGCCUGGAGAGAAAAGAUGGGUUUGAUCAGCAUAAUUCUGUCUAUCAUGGCAUUUGUGGGGUUCUUGACAUUUGGAUUUACGGCAACAGUAUGUGGUACUGGUGGAGGUCUACGAUUACAAGUCAACCACGUCGAUUCCGGAUAUAUGAUCUUCCACGGUCGCGCAUAUGACCUCACCAAAUCACAUCAUCCUGCUGCAACAGGUAUCACAUCUGGUGCGAAUGUUUUAUAUGAUCUGCCUCAAAAGUAUGGGGGUAUGGACGGAAGCUUCUUGUUCCAAAAUGUCAAUGGCAAAUGUAAAGGCCUGAUUACUUUGGCUGAUGGAUCAGACGUCCCAACCAAUUCUGACAAGGAUCUUGCAUGGUACUUUCCUUGUCAUGCUUUCAACCAAGAUGGCUCAAGCUCCCCAAAUGAGACCGCCGGUGCUUAUUUUGGAUACGCAUGCCAUUUACAAGCAGAGGCACGCUCAUCAUUUUACAAGCUCAAUAGUGCUGGGGAUGUCUAUUUUACUUGGGGCGAUAUCAAGAAUUCUUCGAGAAACCUCAUGGUAUACUCUGGCAACGUGCUUGAUCUGGACCUCCUGAAAUGGUUCAAUACCACGCAAGUCACUGUUCCAUCCAGGUUUACUACCCUCGCCGACACUACAACCGCCGCCAACGAAGCGGUACGCGGUAGGGAUGUUACACACGCAUUCCAAUCAUCAGAGGACAAGAGAAUUGCGCAAUGUUUCGAGCAGAUUAUCAAAGUUGGAAGUGUUGAUACCGAGACUGUUGGAUGUAUCGCUUCCAAAGUAGUCCUUUAUGUAUCCUUGGCAUUCAUUCUUGCCAUCGUCCUGACUAAAUUCGUGUUAGCGUUGAUAUUCCAAUGGUUCAUUGCUUCCAAAUACGCUGCAUCAAAAACUUCUCAGUCAUCCGACCCUAAGAAGCGCCAACAACAGAUUGAGGAGUGGUCCGAUGAUAUUUACCGGGCGCCCGUAAGAAUGGCCGGUGAUAUUGGUAGCUCCGCUCCCGGAUCAGGAUCUGAAAGGCCAAGCAAACGAGCCAGUGUGUUUUUGCCGACGACUUCUCGAUUCUCAAAUCCUUAUGCUGCUGACCGAUCAUCUCGCGUUGGACGCCCUCAGCCUACAACCAUGGCCAGUCAAAACUCUACAGCUCAGUUGAUUCCUUCGAACCCCUUGUUCCGAAAUCAGAACAGUAGCAGAAACAGCCUUUUGCGAACAGAUGGUGCAAAUGACUUUGAUGGACCUAACCCUGCAAGCUUCGUCCACGAGCUAGUAGUUCCUCAACCACCAAAAGAGUGGGAACCAUACGGAUUCCCUUUGGCUCACGCGAUUCUUCUAGUGACCGCCUACUCGGAAGGUGAACUUGGUGUUCGUUCGACUCUCGACUCUCUCGCUACAACUGAUUAUCCAAACAGUCACAAAACUAUCCUAGUUAUUUGUGAUGGUAUCAUCAAGGGUGAAGGGGAACCAAAGUCAACGCCUGAUGUUGUUCUUGGUAUGAUGAAAGAAUUUGUAACUCCUGUAGAAGAAGUCCCGGCUUUCUCUUACGUUGCAGUGGAAAGAGGAUCCAAAAGACACAACAUGGCCAAGGUCUAUGCUGGGUUCUAUGACUAUGGUGCUGAUUCUACCAUCGACGCCAACAGACAAAUCCGAGUUCCAAUGGUGUGUAUCGUCAAGUGUGGCACUCCUGAUGAAGCUACACAUCGCAAACCUGGAAACCGAGGCAAGCGUGAUAGUCAAAUUAUCUUGAUGUCUUUCCUACAGAAAGUCAUGUUUGAUGAACGUAUGACUGAGCUCGAGUUUGAGAUCUUUAAUGGAUUCUAUCAAAUUACUGGUAUAUUUCCGGAUAUGUAUGAAGUUAUUCUCAUGGUUGACGCAGACACAAAGGUGUUCCCCGACAGUUUGACACACAUGGUAUCAGCAAUGGUAAAGGACCCUGAAAUCAUGGGACUUUGCGGCGAGACAAAGAUUGCGAACAAACGUGCUAGUUUCACAACCGCCAUUCAAGUUUUCGAAUACUUCAUUUCACAUCACUCUGUCAAAUCCUUUGAGUCGAUCUUUGGUGGGGUUACUUGUCUUCCAGGUUGUUUCUCCAUGUACAGAAUUAAAGCUCCAAAGGGUGGCAACUAUUGGGUACCUAUCUUGGCCAAUCCUGAUGUCGUCGAACAUUACUCCGAUAACGUGGUGGAUACUUUACACAAGAAGAAUUUGUUGCUUUUGGGAGAGGAUCGAUACCUUUCCACGCUCAUGCUUCGAACUUUCCCCAAGCGUAAACAAGUAUUCGUUCCACAAGCUGUUUGCAAAACUCAAGUACCAGACUCCCUCUGGGUUCUCAUGUCACAAAGGCGUAGAUGGAUUAACAGUACUGUCCACAAUCUGAUGGAAUUGGUUUUGGUUAGAGAUCUUUGCGGUACCUUCUGCUUCAGUAUGCAAUUCGUCGUCUUUAUCGAUCUUGUCAGUACCUUGGUUCUUCCAGCAGCUAUAGCCUUCACAAUCUACGUCGGUAAGUAAGCCAUUCUCUAUGACAUUGUAACAUUUGACUAACCGUUUCCUAGUAAUUAUUUCAAUUAUUCGUCGCCCUGUGCAAAUUAUUCCGCUCGUACUUUUAGGUUUGAUUCUUGGUUUGCCAGCAGUUUUGAUUGUUAUAACUGCUCAUCGUUGGGUCUACGUUCUUUGGAUGAUGAUCUAUCUCGUCUCCUUACCCAUUUGGAAUUUCUUAUUACCGUCAUACGCCUUUUGGAAAUUCGAUGAUUUCUCCUGGGGAGAUACUCGUAAGACUGCAGGUGAAAAGACUAAGAAAGCUGGAAUUGAAUACGAGGGAGAGUUCGAUAGUUCAAAGAUUACUAUGAAGCGAUGGAAAGAGUUUGAGAAAGAAAGAAUAUUAAGGAGUAACUCAAGUUGGGUCAACUCAAAUACCUCGGUGAACAAGGAGAAUCAUCGUUGGCAGCAACAUCAAUAUGAUGAUUAUACCGAUAGUUAGGGGGCUGGAAAGUGAUAUCCGGUUGGAAGUUAUUGACUUGGAUUAGACUUGCUCAUUAUUUGUUGAGCGCACAUAAUGCAUUGCGUGGUUAGGAAAUGGGAUUAAAAUCCUCCAUCGCCAAGUUUUGGGGCGAUAGUAUAGUCUAAUGAUGGCGUAAUUCUGUUUUGUAGUCUUAGGACCCUGGUUUUUGGUACUUUGCAUUUUAUUAAUUGAUGGUGCACGUAUACACAUUCACGAAGUACUUGAUUAAUUGGUUUAUGGCAUUUAUAUUGGAGUGGAAUGGAGUGAGAUGGAGUGAGAUGGAGUGAGAUGGAGUAGAAAUUAAUUA
Messenger RNA from Sclerotinia trifoliorum, 4999 nucleotides. Lineage: Eukaryota; Fungi; Ascomycota; Leotiomycetes; Helotiales; Sclerotiniaceae. The record is from the annotation of a GenBank genome assembly.